Messenger RNA from Symbiodinium sp. CCMP2456, 1533 nucleotides. Lineage: Eukaryota; Dinophyceae; Suessiales; Symbiodiniaceae. The record is from the annotation of a GenBank genome assembly.
AUGGCGGAAUCUUGCAGCCCUCGCAGGGGGCAGGCGGAGCCCACCCGAGUCUUGCAAGCUCUCCACGUGUGGUUGGCAUGUCUCGUCACCUUGCCGGUUGCAGGUGACAAGGCAGUUGCGGCAGCGGCAUCGGUUGACUCCAGGGCGGAGGCAUGGGGGCGCAUGAUCGCCGUCGGAGCGGCGGACGGCUUUGCCCCCGCCGCAGAACUGCAGGUGAAGAACGCUGAGUGUCUGAUGACAGGUCCGGGUGGGGCCGCUGUUCUGUACAAUGCAUCGGGUCACUUCGUCACAAUGCUGCAAGGUGCCUUCCAGCCACAGGUUCCUGGCCGUGCAGAGUCUCUUGGCUCCCGACAGGUGGCCAGUCUGGCAGGCAGCUUGCAGGCCUUGAUCGAGCUGGAGGGGCACAUUGCAUCAGCAUGCUUCUCGCAUGAACUUCUGUUGGACCUGCGGAAAGCGAGCGAUGCGUUGUUGCUGUUGCAAGCACAAAAUGGCCGUUUGAUGCUGCAACGCACGGACGUUCACGAUGACCUGGUCACCGCCUCUAAGGAUUUUGCCAACGAGGAAUAUGCUUCAUUUGGUCGAGAUCUUGGGGGCCUUUGGCGACGGGCCUUGCGUGAUGCUGUGCCAUCGACAAAGCAGAAGAAGGAAGAGGCUGUCCCGGCGAUGCCUGGACCAAAGCGUCCAACAUCUUCCGACCUGCUUGAGGUGACCUCAGCGCUGCUGCGCAGCUUCUUUGGCCACAGACAGGAUGGCCAUGCCUUUUUUCUCUGGGAGCACCCCGUCCUCUUCGAUCAUUGCAUUGGCAAGAUGAGCCCGACGCUACCGGCACUAGAGGAGCUCUGGGACUCGAUUGGUGAGGUCUUGCUGCAGGUGGCUCCCAGCCAGAAGCUUUGGAGCUUUUCAACGCCUGAUGAGCAAGUAACUACCCGAGAAGUCCAACAACUGGCUCAGUUGGGACGAAUUCUGCAAGAAUUGCCAAUGAUCCUCCAAGACUGCGGGCUGCAAGGCAACGCCCAGAAAAUGUUCCUGCAGUCGGUCACCGUCUUCCGGUCACCGCCAGAAAAGAUCCUGAAUGCCGCAGCUUCUUCCCUCUUCGUACUGGAGCAGCAUUGGAUAUCAAGCGCGUGGCAGGAAGCCGGGUCGAAGCUGGGCCUGCUGAUGCAGGAUAUGCUUUUGGACACGUUUCCAGAAACGGUACAUUUUGAUGGCAGGUUGCGACCACUGACGGCGCAGUCUCCCAGUCAAGGAGCAACCUCUCACGUGAUCUUUCUCUGUCUUUGUGCCGGCUUAGCGGUGCCAGUCACAGGCUUGGCGGCCGCCAGGGGUUGGAAUGUGCCACGCAUUGUUCGUGCCAUGUUCGAGAUUCGACAGGUUCGCUGCGACACCUGCGAAGAGGGUCGCAGAGGGCAGGCUGUAGAGGAAAUCCAGAUCGAGGUGAACCGCAUCAGGAGAUUGGAAAUGAGUGGUCUUCUAGAGGAAGAGGAAACCGUGGAGGAUUUUCAUGAAUCCUUUGCUGAUCCACGCCGCGCCUAG